Capronia epimyces CBS 606.96 is the source of this 1908-nucleotide messenger RNA. RefSeq lists its product as uncharacterized. The transcript has 2 exons. Gene Ontology annotation, cellular component: mediator complex; core mediator complex. Gene Ontology annotation, biological process: regulation of transcription by RNA polymerase II. The coding region runs from base 1 to 1908 and encodes 635 amino acids. The record is from RefSeq and is a predicted model, not a curated record. NCBI's taxonomy places the organism in Eukaryota, Fungi, Ascomycota, Eurotiomycetes, Chaetothyriales, Herpotrichiellaceae. Gene Ontology annotation, molecular function: transcription coregulator activity.
AUGACUGAAUCAAAAACCUUCACCGUCCCCAUCCCUCCUGAAGGCUCUUCGACCUCGCAAGAUUUGCCAAUCCAGAUCCAGAAAAUUAUCGCUCAAAAGGGUCAUUUUCGUCAUGUAGCCGAGCGGUCGCUUCUGGCCGAAAUUCACGGCAAGGCUCUAGCCUCCGAGGAGAAUGGACCCCGUAGCGAAGCUGAUGGUCAGACGAACGAGAUCGAAGCGCCCCAGGAGCUCCGGGAACGGUUGUGGAAAAGCAGGGAGGAGAUGCUUGAGCGCUUGAGCUAUGCGCAAAAUGAAAUUUUGUGCGCUUUGGACUUUGUCUCUCUGCUCAUCUCCAAACAGUCUAUUCCGGCCCAGAGCUCCAUGUCUCCAGCGCUCAAAGAAGCAGUCCCUGCUGGCACUCUCGCUGCACAAACCUUAAAACUAAAGCCGCUUCCCUCUUCUGUGCGACAACGGCUAGCGUCCACCUCUCAGGGCUGGAGAUUGGAGAGUUUUCGGUCUGCUUCAAACAAACUGUCUGCAGCGUCCUCGAGACUCAAAGCUGACACAGAACGUGAGACCGAAUACUGGGCGCAGAUCGCCGAUUUGACAGCUUCUGGCUGGGCGGUUUCGCGGCUACCACGCGACAGCAAAGCGAUUGGCGUGCACUUUGGAUUUCCCGAGUCCGCACCACGAUUCCGUGAUCGAGGUUUUGCACUCCUUCGUCAAGCCAAUGAUGGCGCGGUCAUUCUAGACAAGCACCUGCUCGAGAGGAAGCGCAAAUGGCUGGGCGUCUAUGUGAAUCGACACAAUGUCCGAACCGGGUUCUUCUGUGCCCAGAAACCCACGACAAGCCGGUCAAGGAGCAUCAGCGAACAGCUCACCGAGAUGCGUGAUUCGUUAUUCGAGGAAGAGUUGUUCUACGAGAUCUGUCGUGAGGCUCGUAUAGUGGCAAAUCAAGGAGUCUCCACUCGUGCUCAAGCUGUAGAUCUCGAGGUCGGUAGCGGAUAUCAUGUCUCACUUGUGUUUGCAGAGGACCAUGAUCUUGAAACCUGUGCGAAUGCAGACGACAACACAAUAGCCGAAUUCGUCGCAGUCUCACUUCGCUUGCUGCUGAAUGCCGCUCACCAGCAAAACUUGAUCAGACGAUCCCAGAAACCACCGCCGAUGACCCUCAAGCCUCGUCCACUCCCUGAAUACCCCCUUGUUCGACCCGUUUUGACCCAUCUCAGACACAAGGCUGAAGCAACCGCUUUCUGGAAAAGCUGUCAAACGCUUAUUCGGCCUUUCCUACAAGCCGAACUACCCGUCUCAAUUGCGUUGGAGAAGUCAACGAGUCAUGUGUUCGGAUCUUUAAACAUGGACGCGUCAUCUACAAUACUGUCUGAAAUGAUGCUUCCGGCAAAGGCAGGAUGCAAAAUCAGCCUAACAGGAGGCAGAAGCAUGCAGGUCGGCCUCGCAACCUUUCUUGGACCUCCCCUCUACGGGUCACGUUACGAGACCUCUGCCGUUGAUUUUGGCUUUUCGCACAUACCUAGCUUGCGCCACGAGACGGAAGAGACGACUGUUUCCUUCAUUCGACGAGUCCUUUUACUGGAUUUGGUUGUGCAUGUGGAAUCUAUGAUCAAAGAGUUCAAUAAUGUCAAUAAGUCAGAACGUGGCACAUUCAGGGAAUGGAGGCUGGCCCAACCCCACAACGGCGAAUUCACCCUCUGUGAUUCAGGUGAGGCUGUGGAAAAGUUUAAGGUUGCUGUUCUGCCGGAAUCCAUCAGUAUCAAGUGGAGCAAUUUGGGCAAAGGAUCCGCGACGAAGUACCUGAUAUGGACAUGGACCGCCAGCAAGUGCACUAAAGCAGAUGGCACGGAGGUCGAGCCCGAGACUGAUAUGACUUUUGGACAAGCAGUGGAUCGAAUUUUGAAGGGAGUUAUUUAG